GUGUCAUCUGGCAGCUGUGCAUAUCACAGGGAACGCAGCGACCACUCGGCUGCUGAGCAAAGCUGCUUCACUGGAUAGUCAGAGAUACUUGGAGGGGAGAAAGCAAUGGGAAAGGCAGCCCUUGCUUUUUUUGAUUCUGACAAGCUCUGAAAACUCUUGAGAAACAGAAACCUGAUGGAUGAAGGACUGUGUGGAGAACCAAUAAAGCAGAUUUCCAAGGAUAAGUUGCAGAUAGAAGAACAGUGCUCAAAAGGAAAUAUUCAGUAGGAUUUCUUCAUUGGUGCAGAGGGAAAGUGUUUGGGGAUCUCUGAUAUUUCAGCCUCCGAAUCAGCUUCCGUGUGGGGGACAUGUGGGACUUAAAAAGGACAGCAGAAGGAGAGCCCCUAGGGCGAAGCUGACGUGUCCUCAGCACAGGGAGAAGGACCCAAUUAUCAAUUCUUUUCUCUGGUUUUCAACCACGGGGCAGAUUUUCAAAAGGCAAGUGUUCCCUCCUGCCACCACCGGCUUUAGCAGCUGAGCUGGCAGAAGGCGCAGAGGAGCGUGAUCAGUGCCAGGGCUCUGCUGCCCCAGCCAUGAGCCGGCACGCCUGGUUCCCCCUGCAGUACCUCCCCAAGCCCUUCUGGAGGGCACAGAACAACAGUACAGCCAACUUCUUCUCUGCACUGUAUGGCUUCCCUAACCAAUCCUUCUUGCACAAUGACUUGGACCUGGAGGACCUGGGCGACUUUGACAGCGGGGUCAAGUAUGAGGGCGAGUCCCAGAGCCGGCUGGUGAAGGCACUGCUGAUCAUCGCCUACUCUGUGAUCAUCUGCAUCUCGCUCUUCGGCAACAUCCUGGUGUGCCAUGUGGUGAUCAAGAACAAGAGGAUGCACUCUGCCACCAGCCUCUUCAUCGUCAACCUCGCCAUCGCCGAUGUGAUGAUCACCAUCCUGAACACCCCCUUCACCCUGGUGCGGUUUGUGAGCAGCACCUGGGUUUUUGGGAAGCUGAUGUGUCACAUCAGCCGGUUUGUUCAGUACUGCUCUGUCCAUGUGUCUGUGCUGACCCUUGCUGCCAUCGCUCUGGACCGGCACCAGGUGAUCAUGCACCCUCUCAAGCCACGCAUGUCCAUGGUGAAAGGAGGGAUUUGCAUCGUCAUCAUCUGGGUUCUGGCCAGCUGCUUCUCGCUGCCUCACGCCGUUUAUCAGACUCUGACAAGGUUUUAUAUUGGAAACAGAACCAUCCGAAUGGUCUGCCUCCCCAGCUUCCCUCCUCCUGCUGACCUCUUCUGGAAAUAUUUGGACUUGACUACGUUUGUUCUCUUGUAUGUCCUGCCCUUGCUUGUGAUCUCCAUCACGUACACCAUGGUGGCCAAGAAGCUCUGGCUGAGGAAUGCCAUUGGGGACCUCACCAUGGAGCAAUACUACGCUCAUCAGCGAAAGAAGAAGAUGACGCUGAAGAUGCUGAUGGUGGUGGUGGUUGUGUUUGCUGUGUGCUGGUUCCCCCUGAACUGCUACGUGGUGCUGAUCUCCUGCAGGGCCAUCCACAGCAGCAACGCUCUGUACUUCGCUUUUCACUGGUUUGCCAUGAGCAGCACCUGCUACAACCCCUUCAUCUAUUGCUGGCUGAACGAGAGCUUCCGCGCGGAGCUCCGGGCGCUGCUCUGCGUGUGCCGGCGCAGGGCCACGGCCCAGGGCCACGCUCUGCAGUCCAUCUCCCCCCCGUGCCAGCACGCCUGGGCUGAGAACUGCCGCUACCAAACAGGCAGUACCUGUCAGAAGGCACAGACACCCUCUCAGAGGAACUCUGCAAAGACAGACAUAUCCAGUGUGCAGCCAAUUGUGGCAGAAAGCUGAAGCCCUCACCUGACAGCUGGGCAGCAUCACGUUGUGAUUGCAGAAUCGUGGGGAAAAUGGAGCUGGAAAGUUCUGUGGAGACCAUGUAGUCAACCUU
This is a messenger RNA of Neopelma chrysocephalum (saffron-crested tyrant-manakin), 1932 nucleotides long. Its product is annotated as probable G-protein coupled receptor 83. Lineage: Eukaryota; Metazoa; Chordata; Aves; Passeriformes; Pipridae. Gene Ontology annotation, biological process: neuropeptide signaling pathway. The transcript has 4 exons. The coding region runs from base 573 to 1835 and encodes 420 amino acids. Gene Ontology annotation, molecular function: neuropeptide Y receptor activity. Gene Ontology annotation, cellular component: membrane. The record is from RefSeq and is a predicted model, not a curated record.